Molecule: messenger RNA, 2020 nt
Organism: Syngnathus typhle (broad-nosed pipefish)
Lineage: Eukaryota; Metazoa; Chordata; Actinopteri; Syngnathiformes; Syngnathidae
Gene: clvs2
Product: clavesin 2
Exons: 7
Coding region: 50-1063 (337 amino acids)
Cellular component (GO): membrane
Molecular function (GO): phosphatidylinositol bisphosphate binding
Source: RefSeq, a predicted model, not a curated record
AAGAAGAAGAGUCUCUGCGAGGGAACCUUGGGACGUGGCUCCCGCCGAGAUGACCCACCUGCAGGCCGGCCUGUCGGCGGCCACCCUCGAGAAGGCCAAAGCGGAGUUGAAGGAAAACCCCGAGACGCUCCACCAGGACAUCCAAGAGGUGCGCGAUAUGAUCAUCACGAGGCCGGACAUCGGCUUCCUGCGGACGGACGACGCCUUCAUUCUCAGGUUCCUGCGGGCCAGGAAGUUUAACCACUUUGAGGCCUUCCGUCUCCUGGCCCAGUACUUUGAAUACAGACAACAGAACCUGGACAUGUUCAAGAACCUGAAGGCCACCGACCCCGGGAUCAAGCAGGCGCUUAAGGACGGAUUUCCCGGCGUGCUGGCCAACUUGGACCGACACGGACGGAAGAUUCUGCUCCUCUUUGCGGCCAACUGGGACCAGAGCAGGUACACGUUUGUGGACAUUCUGAGGUCCAUCCUGCUGUCUCUGGAGUCCAUGAUCGAGGACGCCGAGCUGCAGGUGAACGGCUUCAUCCUGGUCAUUGAUUGGAGCAACUUCACCUUCAAGCAAGCCUCCAAGCUCACGCCCAGCAUGCUCAGGCUCGCCAUCGAAGGGUUGCAGGACAGUUUUCCGGCCCGUUUUGGAGGAAUCCACUUUGUGAACCAGCCCUGGUACAUCCACGCUCUCUACACUGUCAUCAGGCCCUUCCUCAAGGACAAGACCAGGAAGCGGAUCUUCAUGCACGGCAACAACCUGACCAGCCUGCACCAGCUGCUGCAUCCGGAGAUCCUGCCGUCAGAACUGGGCGGGAUGAUGCCACCGUACGACAUGGGCACCUGGGCCAGAACCCUGCUGGAGCACGCAUACGACGAGGACGGGGAACCAGACGCGGGACCUGACGGAGGACCGGAGGCUUACGCGUUCUCUGUCCAGGACCUGCACAAAGAUGUAGACCUCUCGCCCAAAACCAUGAAGAGGUCCCAGUCGGUGGUGGAACCUGGCGUACUAAAGCGACCUGACAAGGUCAAAUGCGAUGAGGACAACAUGCAGCCGCUGCUCUCGCUGGACUGAAUACAAAGCCACUUGGAGCCAUCCUUGGAAACAUCUCUGUGUGGAGUUCCUCUGAGAGGUUUACGCCACUUCCGACUUCUGUGUUUGUCAAGUGCCGAGUCCACAAAACUCGGUUCUUCCGAGUGAUUGUCUUCAAAUGAUUCCCGUGCCCAGAUGGCAACGCGAGUGAUGGCACGCAAGCUUUUCCGACGUCUUAGUACCAGGAUUUCCCCCAAGUGCUCUGGAGGAGCAAGAUGGACGUGGAGACAGACCAGCAAACCUCCCUUUAUGAAAAGAAAUGAAUGAUCAUGUUUGAUUUGCUUCUGAUCAACAAACAGCUCGCAUAACAGCAACCUCUAUUUGGAUUUCUUAUGACAACAAAAUGUCACAUGGCCCAUAUAUGUGACAAGAGCGUCACUGUAUACCAUCCAUCCAGUUUCUUCCACUUAAAUUUUGUAUACAGCAAUCCUCCAUCACAGGUUCUGGGUUCCAGUUAUUUUGCUUUUAUUCGUGGUAAUUUUUGUACUUUAGUCAUUUUGCCAGCAUUUUGCGGCUUUUUUUUUUUUUUGCGGCCACCGUAUUUACCGUAAAGUCCGUAUUUACGGAUUCCGCCAAUCAGAGCGUCACUAUGAUUUGGCAGCCGCUGAUUGGCUUUCAGGCGCUUCGCGGGCUGAUCACGUUGUUGAUCACUUCCGCGUUGGUUAAAAGUCGUGAAAACCCGACAAAAAAACUCAAAAAACUCACAAUUUACUAUUUCAAAAUAACCUGGGUGAAGCCAACUAAGUAUUCAAAAGAAGAAGAAAACGCAGCUAACCGGUGGAACAUUUUCGACUUUCCCAAAGGAGACAUUUUGAAACGGGAAUGUAAAGUUGUAAUGGAGCAGUUUCAUCGUCAUUGCCGAUGGCAAUUGGUGCAGUGCCCCAUCAGAUCCAGCAGAUGGUGCUGCAGUUAAAGAAAAACCUCUCCAACAAGUAUUUU